Anopheles stephensi (Asian malaria mosquito) is the source of this 3394-nucleotide messenger RNA. RefSeq names its product torso-like protein (gene tsl). The record is from RefSeq and is a predicted model, not a curated record. Bases 1022 to 2158 code for a protein of 378 amino acids. The transcript is spliced from 4 exons. NCBI's taxonomy places the organism in Eukaryota, Metazoa, Arthropoda, Insecta, Diptera, Culicidae.
UCCCCCAGUGGCCACCAGCUUGUGUGCGUAGAAGCCUAACGAAGAGGUUCCAGCUACUGCGCGUGAUGGGUACGGGUUGGGAAGCUGUGCGGGGAAGCUAAAUCUACGCGGGUUCGCGGUCCGCGGAAAGUAGCGAGCAGCUCGAGUGCCUAUUGCCAGCAUUUGCGUGUAUGUGUUCUUUACGUUGGAGUGUGUGUGUGUGUGAGUGCGCGCGAUUCGAGGGGAGCUCAGUUUCCCUUUCGGCGUGGAGCGAGAACACGUUCUGGUGCGCAGUGCGCGAGUUGCUACGGUGUUGAUCGGUGCUGAUGAUCGGCGUUCAUCUCGUCGUCCAGCGGCGUACAAAAGCGGUCUUGUGCCAGAAGUUCACCACCGCCCGUUAUCGUAAGCAAAAUCGCUCCAAAAAUCCUGUUGUGACAUAAUGAAAAUAAAAGUUUUAAGUGCACGUUUAGCAAUGUUGUGAUACGGAGCCGGGUAAUACGCGCACCACUAGGUCACUGGCGGGAGAUACAGGUUUUGGGGCGUUCGUUGUUUGGUGAAUGCUUUCUAGUGGUUCGGUGUAUUUCGCUCUCGUUCACACGGUGGCCCCCGGUGCCAGCACAUACGAGUUGAUUUCCGGGUUUUGAAAAAACCAAAAACUAUAAACGUUGCUGCUCAUCGUGUCCUCUGGCCCCGCUAAAAGGGACGUAACUAGCCGGUGGAAUUAAUUUAGCGAACCGCGUUAAUUCUUACCCUCAGCAUAAUCCACCAACCGCGCAUACGAGACCGGGCGGACAAGCAAACGUUCCAAAAAGAACCGACAAUUAGCGGAGAGUACCAGCAGGACACAUUUUACAACUUGAAGGUUGCCUGAUCCGGAGACAGCGAUCAUGUAAGCAAGCGCAACGGAAGCUAGCAUAAUUGUAGUCAUUGGGACGGCAAGGGGUUCUGUGUCCUGAAAGUCUUGCCACGAAUACUCCUACCAUCGCUGUCCAAGGAUCCUGAUCAUCUCGAACGGAAGACAUAGUUGGAGGCUGGACAAGUUAUGACGAAAGCUACAGCGCACGGACCUGAUCACCACCAUCAUGCAGAGACAUCCGCAUCACCACCACCAUCGACCGGGCGAUCAUUUGCCCCAUCGUUGGCGGGAUUUCUGCUGCUCGUGGCCGGGCUGGUGGUGUGCAGCCUGCCAGACGAAUGCAGUGGCGCCCAGCGGGAAUCACAGCUGCGGCUCGGGAAGGCGGUAAACGUUUUUCUGCGCUACGGCUAUCUCUCCAUAUCGAUGAAGGUCAUCUCGUACAACGAUAGCGAGCGAUGGCUAUUCAAGGAGCCGACGAACAACGUCUUCAAGGGACUGGAUCUGCUGAAGACGGAACUGUACGAGGUAAAGCCGGGCAUCUUCAAUGGCGACUUUCACAUGGAGUUUUGCGACAAUCGGCGCCAGCUGUUCCAGGCCUACUUCCGUGACUUCCAGAUCGAGCGCCUGGACAGCUCGUGGCGUGCGUACACCGAGGGCUGGCAUCCGGAGGUGGCGGCAAAGAAGCUAGGCAUCCAAAGUAAGUACCUCGAGCGGGACGAGUACUGUUACGUGCUGGUACGGGUGUCCCGCUACCGGGACAGUGCCCGGUUUGCGAAACCGAUCCCGCCGAACCAGACGAUCGAGCCGGAGGUGGCCCGCAAGGCGCAGGGCGUCGUCGUCGGCGAUACGACGUCCGCCAUACAGUUCAUGAAUCAGUACGGGACGCACUACAUCAACGCGUACGUGACGGGCAACUCGCUCUAUCAGGUGUUUGUGUUCAACAAGCGAAAUUACGGGCACGUGAAGGCGAAGCUGAAAAGCACCGGCACGCUGCAGGUCUCGAAGGUAGACCUGUACGAACACUUUGCGCCCUGGUUCGUGGAGCACAUGGGCAAGAUACGGUGCGCCAGCGGGAACGCGUCCGUCGAGGCGUGGGCCUCCCGGAAGCUACGGCUUUCGUACUACGUGUUCACCUACAGCAGUCUGCUGAAGCUGCACGGUGACGGUGCGCUGCUGCGGAUACUGAGCGAGCUGCUACAGAACGAAGCCAUCCUGCAGCUGGAUCUGCGCUCGCUGGGCGUCGUGUUUAAGGAUCCGGCCAAACGAGCGUGGUACCGGGAAAUUCUGGACAACUAUCUCAAGCUCUGGGAAGUAAAUAUGUAGCGAACUGUUAAGGUAGGCGACAUACGCUAGGCACGUUGCACUGAAGGUAGGAUGGCACCGGUAGGAUAGUCCAUCCGGCCAUGCGUAAACAGAUAAGUCACACACACACACACAGCUGGGUCAGUACAGGCCGGUACAGGUCAGGGCCAAAUAUGUGGAGGAAGCAGCUUUAGGAAACCAAGGACCAGAACCGUCGAAACCUCAUUUUUUGAUGGUUGCGACAGCACAUCGUUUUUGUCUGCAAAAUCCUAAACGGUAUGGUAGCCAUCUUGUUCCAAUCCUGUUAGGAGUAAGUUUACGAGUAGAUUAUUUGACGAAUAGAUUAGCGUUUUGCGGUGUGUUGUACGCUACAGGCUCCAGUGACGUACGAUUCGCAUGGUAACAGUUGGCACUAAAGCAACAAUCCUCCGUGACGCGUCAGCAGGUUUGUGGACAAAAGGGUGCAAAUUGUUUUUUAGUUACAAAAAUUACGUAUUACAUCUAGCGUUGUAAGGUAGGCUCGACCGCAGGAUCCAAAGUGUCCAUACACACGAGAGUUCUUACCCUCCCCCCGCUACUACACUACUACUGUACUACUUCCACAUGCUGUGAUAGACUUAGCUGAUAGAGUGGUUAGUGCCGCGGAAGGUUGGAUCGGAAGAACGCGUAUUACUUUUGUCGAGCGAAUCUACGCAUUUUCUAGUGAAAAUUGGUACGCUCCUGCACACAUUUUGCAAAAACAAAUUCAACAGGGACAGGGCAAAAAAUGGGGGCCAAGGGACAGAUAGUUUUGAUCGGGAAACGAUCCUUAGGCGUUAGACGAUCGAUUAAAAAUCAACUAGUGAUAGUCCUAUUUAAGCAACCAAUAAAUGAACAAAACGAGCUUUAAACGAUGCGUGUGUUGGUUAAAAUAUUCUCUCGACUGCUACAGCAAACUUUUUCGGAUUAGGUUGACGAAGUACAUGAAGCGUUGCGGGCAAUUCACACCGUUUGACAAUUACUGAUGAAGUGAAGCAUCAUCGGACCAUUUUAUAUUUCGCUAACAGUACAAAAUAACGUACGGAAUGUGUUACAACCGAUUUGAAUGGAAAACAGGCAGGGUUUUUUCCGACAAUUUUUCCUGCCGAUCGUUCGAUUGAUCGAUCGACUUCAGAAACGGGCCAGUCGGGUAAGGUGGUUCCGUUGUGAUAUUUAUUCUAAUGCUGACAUUCACGCCUAAUAUCCUUUACGCUGACAUUUCCCAGUUUGCCGCAGAAA